Molecule: messenger RNA, 759 nt
Organism: Tinamus guttatus (white-throated tinamou)
Lineage: Eukaryota; Metazoa; Chordata; Aves; Tinamiformes; Tinamidae
Gene: CIMAP1A
Product: ciliary microtubule associated protein 1A
Cellular component (GO): cytoskeleton
Source: RefSeq, a predicted model, not a curated record
AUGUAUCGAGCCUGGGUGGGGACAUGGAAACCCCAUCGCCCGCGGGGCCCCGUAAUGGCCCAGUUCACUGGCCCGGGACCCAAGUACUCAAUCCCAGGGACAACAGGUUACCUGAAACAUGACCCCACCAAAAAGCAAGCCCCUGCCUACUCAUUCAGCGGGGCGAAACCUCCCGUGAAAGAGGGCUGCUCUCCAGGCCCUUGCUACUACGUGGAGCCCUCCGUGACCAAGACGGGCAAGUACGUUGCUCCAGGAUAUGUUAUGAGCGGCCGUCCCAAGGUGACCGUGGAGGUCACGCCGGGGCCCGGAGACUAUUUCCUGGAGAAGUCAAAGAAACACAUCUAUAAAUGUGCUCCUGCACACUCCAUGUCCUUCAGGCCCAACAUGGCCAGCGUGGACAUCACUCCAGGCCCUGGUGACUACACAAUCCCGAGGGUGCUGGGACCGAACACAGCCUACACAACUGCCAGCCCGUGCUAUUCCAUGAGGUGGAGAACUAAAUUUGGUCUCUUUGAGGAAGACCUCUGUAAAACUCCAGGGCCUGCUGCGUACCGGAAGACAGAACUGGAUGUGUAUAAACCGAGAGCUCCCAAGUACACUAUGAGAACCCAAAACAAACCUAUAGGAGACAAAACUGUAAAACCAGGGCCUGCAGACUACUGCAUAGGAAAGGUGACGCUGACGAAGCCGCAAGCCCCCGCGAUCACCUUCGGCAUCCGGCAUUCGAAGUACACGGCCCCCCUGAUCCUGGACAGCUGA